ACAAGGCAUCACGUGGCACAAGCUACGAUCAGCUCUGACGCCGGAACUGAUGGGAGCCAAUACAGUACUGGGAUUUCUUCCUGCAUUAAAUGACGUCACUGAUGACUUCGUGGACUUAAUACGUUCGCAACGAAGUGGCUCGAAGGUUGUUGGAUUCGAGGAGCUUGCAUAUCGUAUGGGCCUUGAAAGCACGUGCACCCUCAUUCUGGGACGUCGCUUGGACUUUCUUAAACCUGAUUCAGGCUCGUUAACAGCCACGUUGGCCGAGGCUGUAAGAGUUAAUUUCACAGCGUCCAGGGACGCCUUCUACGGGCUGCCAUUUUGGAAAUUGUUACCCACCAAAGCUUACAAGCAGCUUGUUGAGAGUGAAGAUGUUAUUUACGACACGAUAUCCGAAUUGAUGGAGACGACUAUCUGGGAGAAACAGGAUGACGCUAAGGAUGAAAUCGUCGAGGCUGUUUUUCAAUCUAUUCUCAGGGAAAAGAAUCUUGAUAUAAAAGAUAAAAAAGCUGCGAUUAUUGAUUUUAUAGCUGCUGGUAUACAUACGCUUGGUAACACACUCGUCUUUCUUUUUUAUCUUAUUGGUCGCGACGCCAAAGUGCAGAGACGUCUAUACGAGGAGGCUGCAUCUCUUGCACCGCCAGGGUGCAAUCUUGUCGCAGAGGAUCUUCGUGGUGCCAUGUAUCUACGUGCUUGCAUUACUGAGGCAUUCAGAAUGAUCCCCACGACACCAUGUAUUGCUAGAAUUUUGGACGAACCCAUUGAACUUUCGGGUUAUAAUCUAAAUGCUGGGACCGUGGUUCUGCUUCAAACGUGGAUAGCAGGACUGGAUGAAGAAAAUUUCAAAAAUGCAUCUCAGUGGAUGCCGGAAAGGUGGUUGGAACCCACUUCACCCCAUUCACCACUUUUAGUAUCACCCUUUGGUGCUGGCCGACGUAUUUGUCCAGGAAAACGUUUCACGGAACAGGCGUUGCAACUUAUAUUGGCUAAGGUCGUUCGAGAAUUCGAAAUCAUCGCCGACGAAGAACUCGGUCUACAAUUUGAAUUUAUUUUGGCGCCAAAGGGUCCUGUAUCCUUGUCGUUUCGUGAUCGUCUCGAAUGUACGUAAAGAAUACGUGGGAUUCUAUAUAAAAUUACUGUUCGUUUUUCAAUUCGAUCGCAUAUCGGUCGCUGACUUGAGGUUAUACCUAACUAACCUAACUAUAGCACUGUAAUAAAAGAAAGUAAAAAAUAGAAAGGGAACCUCAUACGAAAACACUUGUCGUUCUAUAUGUUUGUGAAAAACGAACGAUCUUCAAAUUGAACGUUCUGCGAUCCUUUGUACUGUCUGUAAUAUUUCGAAUUUGUUAAACGAAACUUGCGUUCGUUUAUUCGAGCUAUUUAUUGCAAUUAUUGAUAACUGUAUUAUUUAUAUUCAAUUGUUUAUAACGGAUCUUGCGAAUACCGAUACUCUUCAGAUUUCAAUGAUAAAUUUGUCCAGUAUUACAAGAGAAGAAGAAAAAUGUACGCUAUGCUCAGAGAUAAACUCUGAAACUUUGUUCUACGGUCGUAGAUUAUUUUUUCUUUUCUCUUUUCUGAUACAUUCUAACGAUCAAGAUUACAGUUCAAACCCGUGAAUGAUGAUUGAGCAAAGUGUGAUUUUCGUUUUUCAUUAUGAAGAUUGUUAAAGCUAUCCCGAUAAUUCUAGCAGAGUGAUUUACUAGUGAGACUGUAAAAAUUUUGCAAUUAUUCAUACGCCAUGCGGGCAAAAAUGCGAGUGGCAUGUUUGUGUAAAUAAUUAAGAAAAUGAAAACUAUUGUACAAUAUUCAAUGAAUUCAAUUAUAACAUACUGGCAGGCGCUCUAGUAAUUAUAUGGAGUCUGUGU
Cephus cinctus (wheat stem sawfly) is the source of this 1865-nucleotide messenger RNA. It is a transcript of the gene shd, whose product is annotated as ecdysone 20-monooxygenase. The record is from RefSeq and is a predicted model, not a curated record. Gene Ontology annotation, molecular function: oxidoreductase activity, acting on paired donors, with incorporation or reduction of molecular oxygen; iron ion binding; monooxygenase activity. Lineage: Eukaryota; Metazoa; Arthropoda; Insecta; Hymenoptera; Cephidae.